Molecule: messenger RNA, 4974 nt
Organism: Notodromas monacha
Lineage: Eukaryota; Metazoa; Arthropoda; Ostracoda; Podocopida; Cyprididae
Source: the annotation of a GenBank genome assembly
AUGCAUUUAGGAGCAGUGUCGCUGGGUGAGCUGCAGCAAGUUACCGCCUCAACCAUUUUGAACUUGAUCCUUGUCGAAGUUAAUUUUCGACGGAAAAACGCAGCAGCGGAGCAACCGUGCGAGCACGGUGUGAGAGGGUGCCAUGAAGCGUCAGCCGGGGGCAACAGUAGUGUCGUCCACCACGAGCAGCAUCAGCACACCACUGAAUCCGGCGACGUCAAGAACCGCCAGCGGGACGGGCCCGACGACUUUCGUCAUGGCGCCCACGUUAGGCGCGAGUUGCACUCCGCUGCCAACGAAAUCAAAACCCGUCGCUGUGCGACAGAGGUUGGCUACGCCCGUCUCACAGCUGUUGUGAAUGUCGCACUCCAAAACAAAGACGGGCCGAUUGUUAGUCCAGUUCUGCGAAGAGUUGAAGGGAGCGCUGGACAAAAUACUCCCGUUUUUGUUACGGUUGCCGGAACUGUGGUUGCAGGAAAGGUAUCCCCAGCAGUACAAUUUCCGACAGGUGGAUUUCCGACACGGCCACCCUCAAAUUCGGUGAGUUCAUCGUCUGUCGAUGAUUCGUUGCAAAUGGCUCCACUGAAUGCUGUGACCCAUGCCACGAACAUGGGGACCAUUCGAACCACUGCUAUCGUCCGGCCAGUGAACGCUUCCACAUCGACUCAUUCAAUUAGAGCACGGACGGUAUCGGUGACCCCUUCAACGCAGUUGGUGCCCUCAAUACCGAAUCAGCAAGUUCAGCGGUUGAAGGUUGAAGAUGCAUUAUCCUACCUCGACAAGGUCAAGUACAAAUUUUCCAAUGAUCCCGGUGUCUACAACAACUUCCUCGACAUAAUGAAGGAGUUCAAGUCUCAGACAUUGAGCACUCCGGGUGUGAUUAAGCGGGUCUCAUCUUUAUUCGAAGACCAUCCAGAAUUGAUCGUGGGAUUCAACACGUUUUUGCCACCUGGGUACAAGAUCGAAAUCGCGACGAUUGAAACGGGCAGUAGAACUGCAGGAGAACCAAAAACAAAAACUACAACAUUGAUUCACACCCCCGAUGGGAUACACGAGCUCUCGCACGCCAUGGAUCGAGGAAGGGAUUCACUGAACGCUGCAUCCGUCGUGAUUACACCGACGUCUCCUCUGAUAACGAGGCAUUUCCGUGAUAAUACUAGUUUUGCCCUCAUAAUUGGAUCCGUCUUUCGAAGCAGGCCGGUAUCUGUAGCAGACGCGAACGCUAUGCUGACGCUCAAGACGUCCAUGCCGAUUACAGAGAGAGUGGCGAAACAGUCGUCUCCAAUCGGGCAUUCCUUGGUAACGACUGUAGCGGGCAGCUUGGUCGCUGCCCCGUCUUCAAGUGUAACCCAUAUAAAUGCAUGUACUAUACCGGUGACGCUGUCAACGUCGUCGGCCGCUUCCACCAUUGUCGUGUCUUCGUCAAAUGUAUCUUCAGCCGUGUCAGCCGCAAUUCCUGUUCUGACCUCUAAUACUACGCACAGCAACGACACUGGUGCGACCAAUUCCGUCCCUCAGGUCGAGUUCGAUCAUGCCAUCAGCUACGUCAAUAAAAUAAAGCUUCGGUUCAACCAUCGACCCGAAAUAUACAAACAGUUCCUAGAAAUUCUACAUUCGUAUCAGAAGGAUCAAAAGGAUGCCCGAAGUUUUCCUCAGGGACCCGCAGGACUUCUGAGUUUCCCACCACGUGGUGCGAACACUUCUGCGAGUAAAUUGAGCGAAGCAGAAGUUUACGCCAAGGUGAAGAAACUUUUCGAAAACCAGGAUGACCUUCUACACGAGUUCAGCCAGUUCUUGCCAGAAGCAACCGGGAAUAAUGUGUCAUUGACGACGAAGAUGUUGAACGAACACGGAUCUCUGAACAAACUCGGCGGGAGUUCCAUGAUACAAACUGUGCACUCAAUGGCCACUUCCAUCCCUCCUCCUGGGCUCAUGUCAACGUCAGUAGCGAGUAUCAAUCAGGAUUCGUCCAAGUUGCCUCCCUUGUCGAACUUGCCUCGGACCAAGCCGGGUUUCUCUCAAAAUUCGGUGAUGUUGGUUCAGUCGAGUCAUCAAGGGUUUCAGAACCGCCAGUCUGGGGCGAGUGUCCAUCGGAAACCCGUUGAGCAGGUCUUGAGCUCUCCGUUGAUCGGGACGAAGCGCGCCGUACCCCCUGUUACUAACGGAGGCCAGCCGGUGAGUCUGAACGGGCAACCCCCCGCGAAGAAAGUGAGGAUGAGUGCGGGUCGGCCGGGCCAUCUGGCGGCCACAGCGAAGUUUAGCAGCUUCAGGGAGUUCUCCUUCUUCAAUCAAGUGAAGAAAACCUUGGGUGACGCGAGCAAGUAUCAGGUUCUUCUUCGUCUUGUUGCGUUGUACAACUUGGAAGUCGUAUCCAAGGUUGACCUCCUGGGAUCUUUUCAAGAGUUGUUGGGCGAUAACCCUGAACUGCUGAAGUUCGUGAAGAACUUCGUUAAGCAUCCAAAUAACUGGCCUUCCGUUGCAUCUGCCGAGGGAGCGAAGAAACAUUCCGCGAAAGACAAGACGCCGGUUAGACUUGGUGUUGAAGGUGCUCCUGGCGUUGAGCUUGUAGUAGGAGUAAAAUCUGCUGAUGAGCCUCUAAUCGCAAAAGAAACACCCAAAGUUGAAGGCCCAGGAAUUUGGAUGAACGGCAGAAGCACACGCUAUUGCGAGAGGGACAUGGACUUCAGUAAUGCGCGGAGGCUUGGAGCAAGUUACUGCGAGGUGCCGAAAGAACGACAAAGAGCUGAGAACUUCUCAAACUAUACUCCGCUGUGUCGGGAAGUGCUGAAUCACGAAUGGGUUUCGUUUCCUUCAUGGUCUGAGGACUCCACUUUCGUGUCCAUGCGCAAAACGCAAUACGAGGAAUACAUUUAUCGCUGUGAAGAUGAGCGAUAUGAGCUGGAUAUGUUGAUCGAGACAAACAAGCGUGCGAUAGAUCACUUCGAAAGGAUCUUGGAGAACGUGCACAAAAUGUCACCCGAGGAACGGAGUGGAUAUUGUUUGGAUCCAAGCCUCGGUGAUAGAAUACCUGCAUUACUCAGGAAAGCAAUUGAAAGGUUGUACGGUCGCGAAAAAGUGGCCGCUUGCGUCGACGCUAUCAUGAGACGACCGGAGAAAGCUCUUCCCGUUCUGCUCCAAAGGAUGAAAAACAAGGACCUGGAAUGGAGAGAAGCUCGGCGGGGAUUCUUGAAAACGUGGCGGGAACAAAACGAGAAAUACCACUACAAGGCGAUGGACCAUCAAGGUAUCAAUUUCAAGCAAAUUGACAGCAAAAAGCUGAGAUCGAAGGCACUCUUGAGUGAGAUUGAAACCCGUUACGACACAAGGAAUGAAGAGGCAGAGAAAGCUGGUCGAGAGCCCGGAGUUGGCCCACACAUGCAACUGUCGUACUGUGAUGCACACACGUUGGAUGACGCUGCCACUCUUCUGCUCCAUCACGCCAAACGACAAACAGCUGCAGCACCGCAUAAAGAAGACCGACGCAAAAUGCGCCGAGUUGUUGAGCAUUUUCUUCCACAGCUGUUCUUUCGAGAGCAGCCAACAUCAGGAGGGUGGAGUUUAGAGGAUUCAGACGCCCGGGAUGAUGACGAACAUUCCGGUGAAAAUGGAACAGAAGAUGAAGAUGAAAACCGGUUAUUCAUGUGCAAUAACUAUUGGUACUUGUUCCUGCGUUUGCAUCACAUGCUGUGCGAACGCCUGAAGUACAUUUACCGUGAAGCAUCUAAGCGAGCCGAAGAGGCCGAAGCUGAGCGAAUUCAUGGACACCGAAAUGAGCCAGCUGCUGAGAUGCUGGGCAUGCGACCGAAAAGAGGAAUCGAUGUUGAAGAUUACUAUGUGGCUUUCUUGGAUAUGGUGAAAAGUCUACUGGAUGGCACCAUGGAGGCAAACGCGUUCGAGGAAACCUUGCGAGAGAUGUUUUCUACGCGAGCUUACCUCGUUUUCACUAUUGACAAAAUUGUUGUCAAUGCAGUGCGACAGCUGACACAUAUUGUUACCGAUCGGACGAGUCAAGAAUUGAUGCGGAUAUUCGAGACGGAAAGGAAGCGUGGCAAUGUUGAUGCUCUUAAUGCUCAUCAGCUCUCUCUAUCAGCUAACGAACAUCCCUAUCAGAAACAUGUCGAAGGUGUCCUGGCGGAUCAAAACUGCUUCAAGUUCAUCAUGUCGAAAGAGUCAUUGAACGUGAGUAUUGAGCUGAUGGACACGGACACAGUGGAAUGGGAAGAAGAAGAAGAGAAAGAGCAUAAGGCGAUGCAAGUGGAGCGUUGGGAAGACUACGUUGACAAUUAUCUCGAAGAGAGUCAUGCAGUUGUUGCGACCGACAAGAUUUCUUCCGCGUUAAAAGCUGGAAAGGAAGAUUCCGCCUCUGAGGGGUUCCAUCGGACCGCUGCUGUUACCGAAUUGAGGCGGUUAUUAUGUAAAAAGCCGUUGUUCUUGCCGAGAAAUGCCCGUGGUGGACGUUUGCGGAAUUGCGACAAGCUUUUGACGCGAUUCGACGAGGCUAGCAUCGGUGUCCCGGUCGUAUCCUCUGAUGUCUUCCGUGUUAAAUCUUCGCCGGUGUCUCUCGCAGAUCGGGACGAGGGUGAACCAUCUCCUGUGAAGAAAGCUCGGAUGGACGACGAGGAAUUGAUCUCUAGUGAAGGUAUUGGAAUUGGUGAUGGCAACAGCACCGGGAAACGCACAAUCAAGUACCUUUUGUACCGACCACGUUCCCUCCAGAGGGCGCGAGAGGUGCAUCAAAGCGUGUCGGAGAGGCUGAAUGGGAAGUUCCGCAGCUGGCACAAAGAGUGGUCCAAAGAAAAAGUACCCGAACUGCAGCAGCGGCUUUGUUCAGACUGGCUUCUGGGCAAACUUGACGGUGUGCGUCCUCAUCGUACCAAGGUGCUCACGCUCAACGAAAAGCAGCGCCCGCCGUACUCCCCUUACAAUCGCUACAAAGUCGAUUGGCCGUCACCGAGCCCACCGAUGCCGAGCUGA